GGGCUCGGUGCGCCGCACGCUGCAGCUGCCACCGCCUCUUCAUUGUGUGUGUUGCUGCCGGGGCGGCUUUUCCUGGGGAGGUUUGGGCAACUUGGUCUGGGCGCCAGUAGCUGACUGAUGCGUGGAGUUCUUUAGGUAGCAAGUUGAGUCUAGAGCUGUGUUGUGGGUGAAAGUUCACUUUAAGUUGUGGGGGAUUCGGUUGUAGAAGUUGUACUUUCAUCAUCAAAGUCAUCGAAACAGAACCCCUACGGAAUUUCGUUGGCAUUUUGUGUUUGCACGGUAGAAAGCAACCUGUCUGCUGGUCCAAGCAAGUGACCUUAAGGUUUAUGUGGCCUAUUGGCGUUUGUAAUCAAAACAGAUUGCUUGCACUUAGUGAAUAAAUUGCCCUGUACUUUUUUUUUUUUACUGUUUAAUUACAGGGUUGAAGUAAUCGCGAAGUUACUAUUAAGCCUGUUUUUUUUUAAAUAACUUUAUUUCUAGUAAAAUGUUUAUUGGAGGCUUGAGCUGGGACACAAGCAAGAAAGAUCUGACUGAGUAUUUGUCUCGAUUUGGGGAAGUUGUAGACUGCACAAUUAAAACAGAUCCAGUCACUGGAAGAUCGAGAGGAUUUGGAUUUGUGCUUUUCAAAGAUGCUGCUAGUGUGGAUAAGGUUUUGGAACUGAAAGAACACAAACUGGAUGGCAAAUUGAUAGACCCCAAAAGGGCCAAAGCUUUAAAGGGAAAGGAACCCCCCAAAAAGGUUUUUGUGGGUGGAUUGAGUCCAGAUACUUCAGAAGAACAAAUCAAAGAAUAUUUUGGAGCCUUUGGAGAGAUAGAAAAUAUUGAGCUUCCCAUGGAUACAAAAACAAACGAAAGAAGAGGAUUCUGUUUUAUCACAUACACAGAUGAAGAGCCAGUAAAGAAAUUGUUAGAAAGCAGAUACCAUCAAAUAGGUUCUGGGAAGUGCGAAAUCAAAGUUGCACAACCCAAAGAGGUAUACAGGCAGCAACAGCAGCAACAAAAAGGUGGAAGAGGUGGGACGGCCAGUGGAAGAGGUGGUGCCAGGGGCCGUGGAAGAGGUCAGGGCCAAAACUGGAACCAAGGAUUUAAUAACUAUUAUGAUCAAGGAUAUGGAAAUUAUAAUAGUGCCUAUGGUGGUGAUCAAAACUAUAGUGGCUAUGGCGGAUAUGAUUAUACUGGGUAUAACUAUGGGAACUAUGGAUAUGGACAGGGAUAUGCAGACUACAGCGGUCAACAGAGCACUUACGGCAAGGCAUCCCGAGGGGGUGGCAAUCACCAGAACAAUUACCAGCCCUACUGAGGAGGACCUGGGAGAAAGCAGGUGUGUGAGCUUACGAGGAAACAUUGGCAGUGUCUAAUUUCAUUUAAAGAUCAAUAGACAAAUGGAAAAGAGUAAACAAAAUAUGUGUAGUCUUUACUAAAUUGUAAAUUUGUAAUUGCUUUAUGAGCCUGUUUUGCCUAAAGUGUCUAUAGAUCUUUAACUUUAAAGUCUUACCUCACCUUUUUUAGAAUUACAGAAAAACUUAAGAGUUUUUCUGUUUGCUUUGUGUACCAGGAGGUUUAAACUUUUUUAGAACUAUUAACAGGUAAAGUACUGAAAUGGGUACAACUUAAGGAAAACAAGAAUGUUGUCUUCUAACUCUGACAUUAUACCUUGUUUGUACCCGCCAGCGGGAACUUCAUUGCAGGCCGUGUGUCACCCUGACCACGUCUAUCUCUGGGGGUCGCACGUUGCGGGCAGAGCGCAAGGCAUACACCAGAAAAGGCUGUCCUGUGGUAUGGUCUCUUCCAACUUCAUGUACCAGCGUAAAGAUUAAAGUGGAAACUUCAGACUUUGCUUCUUUUUAAUCUUUUUGGAGAUUAAGUGUCUAAACUUUAACUUAAAUGGUUUUUUGCAGGAGUUAAAGUACAUAAAUGCCUUUUUACAGCUUAAUCAUUUUGGUCUUCUGUUUAGUGUUGUAUUUCAAUUGUGGAGCCUCAUUUUAAGUGUCCAUUCUUUAAGAUUUAAUGCUUGCUUUUUCUUUUUAUAGCUAAUAGUGAAAUCUACAAACCAAAACAACUUUUAAAUCUGGGAUAUAAGUUAAAGAUCAUAUGCACAAAGCAAUUCGUUGUCGUGUUAAUAUUCUAAACCUGCCUGAAAUUUAUAUUGGUUGAUACCAUUCUUCUUGGCUAGCUAGAGCUACGCCUCUAGUUGGCCUUCAUCUGCUAGUCUUAUAACUGGGAAGAUUACAUUCCUGUGUUCUAAAGUGAAUCCACCUAAUAUCACUUGGGAACUCCACAGUGAGCUUUUCAAACACCCAAACUACGCUUUGUCGAUAAACAUGCAUGUGAUCUUUAAUUGUUGAAGAAAAGAAUAAAGUGAGGACUUAAUUCAUGAAAGUGGACCUUUGCAAGCUUGUGAGGGUUGCACACAGCUAAUGGUUGUUUUGUUUUUGUUUUAGGAGGUGGAAAGAAACCAUCUUACAGGACGACAUUGAAGAUUGCUUGAUCUUGUGUUGACCUAAGAUGAUUAUUUUGUAAAAGACUUUCUAGUGUACAUGACACAGUCGUGUCCAACUGUAUAUAGCUGCCAAUUAGUUUCUUGUUUUUACUUUGUCCUUUGCUGUCUGUGUUAUGACUCAAUGUGGAUUUGUGUUUACACAAAUUUUUGUUUGUAUUAUUCAUGUUAAACCUCAAAUAAAUGCUUCCUUAUGUGAUUGUU
This is a messenger RNA of Myodes glareolus (Bank vole), 2701 nucleotides long. The record is from RefSeq and is a predicted model, not a curated record. NCBI's taxonomy places the organism in Eukaryota, Metazoa, Chordata, Mammalia, Rodentia, Cricetidae.